AAGUCUCGCAUCUGUCCCGAGCCCCGAUAUCUCCGGACAGCAAAGCUCAAGUCUGAAGCUUCUUAUUUGUUCUGUCUCGUAUUGAAGAGGAAACGUGGAGUAGUUCAUAGCACUUCAAACUUUGGACGAUCAGUGAAUGAUGAGUUUCGUGGAUUGUAUGUAGUUGAUGCAUGCAUAUAGCAGCUCUUCGAAGUUGGAAUGUUUUGAGGAAUAUUUCAAUAAUAUUGAAAAUAACUUUAGUUACAUUGUAGCCUUGUAGGCCUAUAGGGCAGUCUUCCAUAGUAGUGUUACUAGUGUAUUAGUAUCGUUGAAGGUCGAUCCCGGUCUAUGAGACUGACGAGACAAUGGCCGAAAUUUAUGUCGACGUGAUGCGGUCCGGAGAUGGUCCGGAGGACUUGAUUGACGGUCAGCAGCAGCAUACUAAUGAUGCUCUUCACGCUGAUCUAUUGGCCUCCACCCAAUCCACGACAGAUGGGAAGGCGAAUGGGAAUCAUGAACGUUCACCCUUGAUUGGCAACAAUGGCGCAAGUGCCCAGUCAACGCAAAGCACAGCUUACAUUGUUGUGGAAAUGUUGCGACGUGGCCUGUCUUGUUCAGAUAGGGGAAAGCUCAGAAUGCGUCAUAUCAAGAUUGGCAUACUGUUUCUAUUGGUAGUGGUGGCUACGUUUCUUUUUGGCUCUUAUGACGAGGAUGAGCACACUAUGCACUUUGAAGCCAUCAGCGUGACUUCACCUGGAGAGCAUGAUAUCCCGCUUGACCAUCCACAUGCGUAUUUGGAAUCAAAAUUCACCGGUCCAUUCAUAACCAAAGUGAGAGUUGGAGAGGUCACGAAUACAACUUUGAAUUUCACUGUGCGUGUAAUGGGAAUACUGGAGGGUUCAGACACUGCCCAAGUUGUGUCUAACAACAUCUCGUUAAACUUAGAUCCGAACCGAGUUAUUGAAACUGUGGAGCGUGACUUUACAGUUGAACAGCACAAAUAUAGCCGUUUGUACUUCCAGUUUGAAUCACAAGACACACGUCUUGUGCCAUUUGGAUUGGUAUUUGACGCACUGCCGGCAUCUGGCAGAUACCAGACCGUCUUCGCUGGAAUUAUACUGGUUUUUGUCUACGUACUGAUUGUUUUUGAGCUUGUUCACCGUACCAUCGCUGCCAUGAUUGGUAGCUUGCUGGCACUGAUGACACUCUCCUUGCUAAACAAGCGACCAUCCCUGGAUAAAACUGUUGAAUGGAUUGAUUACGAAACAAUCGGCUUGCUCUUUGGCAUGAUGACACUUGUGGGAGUAUUUUCUACAACAGGAGUGUUUGAUUGGUUGGCACUGAAGGCAUACAAACUUGCUAAGGGUAAGGUCUGGCCACUCAUCACAAUCCUCUGCUUCUUCUCUGGAAUCGUGUCCGCUUUCUUGGACAAUGUCACCACCAUCUUGUUACUCACACCCGUCUCUAUUCGUCUCUGCCAAGUGCUCAACUUGGAUCCCACUAGAGUUUUGAUGGCAGAAGUUGUCUUUUCCAACAUUGGUGGUACAGCAACAGCUGUUGGAGAUCCUCCCAAUGUCAUCAUUGUCUCCAACAAAGCUAUCCUGGAAGCUGGUAUUACUUUCUCAACGUUCACUCUUCAUUUGUUCAUUGGUAUUACUUUCUGUAUGGUCGGUGCAUACGGACUGCUUCGACUGAUGUAUCGCAAGCUUGAUCUAGCCAAUGAAGACCCUCCAGAUAUUGCUGAGCUGAAACGUGAAGUGCAAGUAUGGCGUCGCACAGCCAGUCGUGUUCCAAUGGUUUCGGCAGAGCAGAAAGCUAUCAGAGCGCUCUUGAUGCAAAAGAUGUUGGAAACUGAACAGCGCCUGCGUGAUCUACGUUCUUCUAGGGCCCAGAGCACUGAACGCUGGAAGGAAAACCUAUCAGAACUUGAACAAAAGUAUCGCAUCACUGACUUCCCACUACUUGUCAAGUCCUGUAUCGUGCUGGUGGUGGUGGUGGUUUUCUUCUUUGCUCAUUCUGCUCCAGCCAUCCAUAUGGGAUUAGGCUGGAUAGCCUUGCUUGGAGGUGUGUGGUUACUUGUGUUGGCGGAUGUUCAUGAUCUGGAAGUCAUGUUGGAGAAGAUUGAAUGGGCAACUCUUCUCUUCUUUGCAGCUCUUUUUAUAUUGAUGGAGGCGCUGGGAGAGCUGAAACUGAUCCAGUUUCUGGGAGACGAAACCUCACAACUCAUUCAGGGUGUACCUGAAGGGUCUCGACUGACUGUGGCCAUCAUUGCCAUCCUCUGGCUAUCUGCUAUCUGCUCAUCAUUCAUUGACAACAUUCCCUUCACUACGGCUAUGAUUCCUGUUGUAGUGUCUCUGGGUAGUGAUGCUGAUGUGGGUAUUCCCCUUCCUCCCCUAGUCUGGGCACUGGCAAUGGGGGCUUGUCUAGGCGGAAAUGGCACACUGAUCGGUGCAUCGGCUAAUGUCGUAUGUGCUGGAAUAGCGGAGCAACAUGGCUAUCCAAUCUCAUUCAACCAGUUCUUCAAGAUUGGAUUUCCAAUGAUGUUGGUCACGACAGCCAUCGCAAUGGUGUACCUAUUGAUUUGCCAUAGUGCUCUUGGCUGGAACUCACCAUGAUUAAUUCUCUCUCUCCUUAAAAAUGUUUCUGUCUUUCUUAAACCUUUCCUCUAGGACAUGCUCUCCCUUCUGCAGUUUUCUGACCCAUACUAAGUAUCUAAUUUUACAGCAGGUAAAUGUCAAAGGCUAUUUUAUACCCUUCAUGAUAUGGAAUCUCUCUGCCAAGCACAACUAUCUGGCUUCAUAGUCUGCUCCCUCCUCAUUUUCAUACAUAAAAUCUACUACCCAAUCGUGAUCUUGAAAUAGUUCUGUUUCGCCUUUGAUUUUGAUCAGCGCAGCACAGAAGACCUAGGCCGGCCCUGGUGGCAGUGAAAUUAUAAUUUAAAGGCAGAAUUCAAACCAGGCUGGAAUAAGUCCUGCUACAAAUCUAUUAUGUUAUCAUUAUCUUCACUCUAUCUGGUGUGUCUAAUGCACCAAUGUCCACAGCUGUCUUGAAUUUGACAGUGCAUGUCUAUGAAACUCAUUACAAUCAUGUACUGAUAUGAUAUGUACACACAUGAAUUUUUAGUUGCUUUUUCUUGUGGUUUUUAAUCCACUCUGAAGCGGGAGUGAAUGUCAACAUUUUUUAUUUUUACGUUUACUCUUCUUGUUGAAAGUUGUAUCCUUAGAUCUAGGUUCUUGUUUACUUUUUUUCUAACCUUUUUUAGCUGCGUAGUACGUACAUUUUUGAGCAGUUAACUCUGAUAUGUGACAUUUCUCAAAUUAGUCAUAGUGCAGUGACGCAAAUUUAUGGAGUUUAUUUUUGAAACUCGUCACCCAAUGGAAGCUGUCCAGUUGUUCUUUGCGCUUCGA
Sycon ciliatum is the source of this 3386-nucleotide messenger RNA. RefSeq names its product P protein-like. Gene Ontology annotation, cellular component: membrane. The record is from RefSeq and is a predicted model, not a curated record. NCBI's taxonomy places the organism in Eukaryota, Metazoa, Porifera, Calcarea, Leucosolenida, Sycettidae. Gene Ontology annotation, biological process: transmembrane transport. The transcript is spliced from 26 exons. The coding region runs from base 345 to 2594 and encodes 749 amino acids.